GAGCCCCAGGUCCAGGCAGCUCGCUCGGAGCCACCGAGUCCCUUUGCAGCAAGAAGAGAGACGCAGAGGCGUCUCUCCACUUUGAAGUGGGCCCCCAACCCUGUGAGGCUUUCAACAUAGAAAUGUAAUUAGCUCCCAGUUUUGUUUUUGUUUUGUUUUUUUACCUAAUGUGGGUGACAUUUGGGGCAGAAACCCAGUCCUGUAUAAAUAUCUGAAGCAACAGGAGCCACAGAAGCACUGAGGCUCUGGCAGCUGAAGACACAAGUCAUGAACGUCUUCCAACGUUUCCUCCUCUUCCACUGUUUACUCCAGCUUACCUCGAGUGGGGUGUUGAGCAGAUAUAUUGAUCGGACAAACCUGAUCUCACGACUGUGCUGCAGGAGGCAGAGUCACUUUGUGUGCAUUGGACAAGACAUUUCUGGUAGAGCUGUGAGCGUAGAUGUGGGAUUGUGCCGGUCACACUGUGGGGUGACCAUAAGACCACCACAUGAAGCAGGACAGCAGGAAUAUCUAAAACAUUCAUCAAUGCUGGAGUUUCUCAAGAACAAAAAGAUGAGAACCCACAGACCUGCUCCGUCAGACGGCCCAGAGGGUUUGAACCAGCAGGUGACGUCAUGCGGGGUGAACCAGGUGUGCGAGCCGGCCGGGGUGCGCGUGGAGCGGGUGCUGCUGUUUGAGGGGCCCCGGGAGGUGGAGGUCAUCCAGGAGUGUCACUGCGAGAUGAAGCUGACCCAGUGCGUCCGAGUCCCAUCACUGAAGACUUAUUACUCUGGAACACCGUACGAGACGGUGCUGGAUGUGGGAAGAUGCUCCUGGUCCAAAGGAUCCCAGGAGGGAUUCUCCUGUGUUCCCAUCAACUUUGACUCAGCGUUGUUGGAAAGCCCAAACAAAGUGGACCUGAUCCGGACCGUGGCGUCCUGCGAGCUGAAGGAAAGCUGCUACAGGGCUCCGUUUGUGGAGCAUCAUUACGAAAUAGACAUCCACGCGGAUGGAGUGAAAGAAGAAAAGCUCAAAGAAGUAGACGUGGGCAGAUGUUUGGGAGGCUGCACAACAGGAAGCCGGUGCCUUCUCAGGAACCCAAAUGAUGCAGAAAUGUGUCUCUUGUGGUCUGAAAGUGUGCCCAGCUCCUGUGUUCCUCAGGGAUAUGAGAACCACAGCUUCAUCAGCCAGGAUGGGCAGAAACGCAGCAUCCUCUCCAUCACUUCAUGUCAGUGCCAGGAGUGAACACAGCGCCCUCUGCUGGAGAACUGCUCUUAACUGUGGCUUUCAAAGACUGGACCACGAGGCAAAAAAAAAAAAAAAAAAUGAAGGGGAAAAAAACAUAAAUUCUGGUCUUUUAGGGCCACUCUCCUGCAUGUUUUAAUGGUUUCGCUUCACUUUGUCGGGUCUUCAUGUUCUGCAGCAGCUUGUUAAUCACCUAUUCAUUCAAAUCAGCAGAGAAGCAUCUCAAGUUAUGAUAUAGCUAUCAAAAAGAAAACGUUGCAAACAAGUUCUAUUUAAUCAAACAAGAUAUCAGGGAUAAAAUAAAGAAAAUGGACAAGAAAAAAAAUCUAAAAUUUGACACACCGGUUUUGAAUGAGAGAGUGAUGAAGAGGCAGAACAUGAAGCUCUGCAGAAAAACAGACAAACUAAAACAUGCAGAGCAGGAGCCUUCAAGGACCGGACACCGCUUACUUAAAAAAAAAGCUAAGUAAUUGUAUAUUAUGUGUUAUAUGUACAGAUGAUAAUUUUGUAAAUUUAAUACAUUUUGUCCUAU
Messenger RNA from Austrofundulus limnaeus, 1756 nucleotides. It is a transcript of the gene pnhd, whose product is annotated as pinhead. The coding region runs from base 268 to 1224 and encodes 318 amino acids. The record is from RefSeq and is a predicted model, not a curated record. The transcript is spliced from 7 exons. NCBI's taxonomy places the organism in Eukaryota, Metazoa, Chordata, Actinopteri, Cyprinodontiformes, Rivulidae.